AUGGCAGCCAGCAGAAGGGAGUCAUAUCCGAGGUUUGUUAACCAAUCUAUGGCAAUUAGGCCUCAUACAUCUGUUGAUAUCUCCUGCCAGAUGACAGAUGGACUUCAGAAUAGUGAGAAGAAUACACUGAUGACACCUACAUGGAGAUCUACACUAUCUUCUCGUGCUGACAGUGGACGUGGUUGGAGCGAAGGAGACACAGGACAUGCAGAAGAGAUGGCAGAUCAGCUGAUUCCACAAUUCUGCAAGCCACAGGGUGGACAGGUCAACAAAAUGGAUAAGAGGCACAUAGAAGGAAAUUUUAGCUACCCAAAUGAAUCAACAACAAUUUCAGCAAGAUGGAGCUCUUGGCCAGAUGUUCCUACUACUAUGAUAAAUGAUCCAAACUUUGGUAGAAGUGCUGAGGAAAUGGCAGCUAGCAGAAGGGAAUCAUAUCCCAGGUUCAUGAACCAAACAACAGCAAUAAGACCACAAUCUUCUGUUGAUAUUAACUGUCAAAUGACACCUGAAUUCCAGAAUGGGAAUAAGAACACAUUGAUGAUUCCUUACUGCCCAACAUGGAGAUCUACACUGUCUUCCCAUGCUGACAGUGGACAUGGUUGGAGUGAAGGAGACACAGGACAUGCAGAAGAGAUGACAGAUCAGCUGAUUCCACAGUUCUGCAAGCCACAGAGGGAACAGUUCAACAGAAUGGAUAAGAGGCAUAUAGAAGGGAAAUUUAGCUACCCAAAUGAAUCAACAACACUUUCAGCAAGAUUGGAAGAUUCCAUCAGAAGAGGAGGAUAUGAACUGGUUUGGAUUCUUUUAUCUGUGAGGAUUACAAGAUAUAAAAUUUAUAUGAAAAUAAUGAUUUUAGUUUAUAUAAUACUGCAUCUUAUCCAGACAUGCUUCUGUACCAACCUAAUCUACAAUGUGGAAGAAGAACGAAGUCCAGGGAGCUCUUGGCCAGAUGUUCCUACUACUAUGAUAAAUGAUCCAAACUUUGGAAGACAUGCUGAAGAGAUGGCAGCUAGCAGAAGGGAAUCAUAUCCAAGGUUUAUUAACCAAUCAACAGCAAUAAGACCAAACUCAACUGUUGAUAUCAAUUGUCAGAUGACAUCAGGACUUCAGAAUGGGGGUAAGAAUACAUUGAUGGCUCCCAAUUGUCCAACAUGGAGAUCUACAUUGUCUUCUCAUGCUGAUAGUGGACAUGGUUGGAGUGAAGGAGACACAGGACAUGCAGAAGAGAUGACAGAUCAGCUGAUUCCACAAUUCUGCAGGCCACAAAUUGGACAGAAAUUAAGAUUUAAUGGUAGAAAUUUCACCAAAAUCACCAUAUUUGAAAUUUAA
This is a messenger RNA of Acanthosepion pharaonis, 1329 nucleotides long. The record is from the annotation of a GenBank genome assembly. NCBI's taxonomy places the organism in Eukaryota, Metazoa, Mollusca, Cephalopoda, Sepiida, Sepiidae.